This is a messenger RNA of Effrenium voratum, 1057 nucleotides long. Lineage: Eukaryota; Dinophyceae; Suessiales; Symbiodiniaceae. The record is from the annotation of a GenBank genome assembly.
AGCCACCUUUGGCUUGCAGCUGGCUCCUUCAGAUUGUUUAGAUGUUCCCCCCAUGCCUGCCCUUUGCAGCUGGGAGAUGCGGCGGUGACAUGCGGUGAGGAUGCACUUCGCCUGCGUCCUGGCGCUGUGGGCGGGCAGGGUUACAGGGCUUUCUGCCAAGGUUCGGCAGAGCCCCUGGGAGCUAGCGCAAAUGUGGGACAAGCAGACGCUGGCAUCUUUCUCCGUGCCACAGCUGGAUGCCUUCUCAGUCAUUUUGCAGGGCGAGUGCCCCCUUCUCUCGCGGGCUGUCCGGUGUCGGCAGCGCCGGCGCCCGGGAUUGGCCCGGCUGCGGCGCUUGGAGUCAUCGUAUUUGGACGAGGAAGCAUUCUUGGCAAAGCGCCAGGCUGUGGCCAUGAUGCGGCACGUGUGGAAGAACUACGAGCAGCACGCCUUUGGAAAGGAUGAGCUCAGGCCUGUGUCAGGAAAUGGCACGGAUAACUGGGGCGGUAUUGGACAAACUCUGGUCGAUGCGCUGGACACUCUUUGGCUGAUGGGCUUCAUGGAGGAAUUCGAUCGGGCAGCAGUCUGGGUGGAGUCAUCCCUCAGCGACUCAUGCCGCACUGCGACGCAAAGCCAACGACAGCACACAGCUCAUAGCCUUUAUCUGCUGAACCAGUAUCAGCUGCGAGGCUUCUCGAAGGAUUUGAACGUGAAUCUGUUUGAGACAUCCAUUCGGCACCUGGGCGGGCUUCUUGCAGCCUUUGCGCUAAGUGGUCGAGCAGGCCUGCUGGCCAAAGCUCGUGACCUGGGCGAUCGAUUGAUAAAGGCAUUUCCCGGAGCAGCGCCUGAGGGCGAGUCCAAGAUGUCGAUCGGCGCGCUGGAUUCCGAGUUCAGGAAACUUCUCAACCAAGUUGGGCUGCCCACUGAUGCGCUGGAUUCAGCUCUGGGGACCGCAGAGGCGGAGGCAAAGCCUGCUCCAAUCUCAAGCUUGCCAAGCUCUGACAUCAACUUGGGAACCGGCGCGGGGGCGGCUUUGCGCCUCUUCUGCUGCAGUCUUGCGAAUUUGGAGCCGGAGGUG